Phaedon cochleariae (mustard beetle) is the source of this 818-nucleotide messenger RNA. The record is from the annotation of a GenBank genome assembly. NCBI's taxonomy places the organism in Eukaryota, Metazoa, Arthropoda, Insecta, Coleoptera, Chrysomelidae.
UCAAAACCUAACCUACCUUUUUAUUUUAAUAUUUUUAAAAUUUUAUUAUUAUUUGGGUUUAAAAAUGAUGUGGAAACCUUUUAGGAGUAAUGAUGGAAAUAAUUUCAUGGUAAAAUGGAACAAAAACGAUCAAGAAUUCACAUUUUUUGUUACAAACUUGAAACAAAUUUGGACAUCAGUCUGUUCCAUUGAAAGUAUUGUGGUAAAAUAUCAACAAUUAAAUCCCCUUUUCGAUUUGAAAUUAGAAGAAGCUGUGACACAAGUAUUGAACAUUUUUGAAGAUAUAAAUCAGGCAGAGGUCAAAGUAACAAUUGAUGGUUCAACACUGAUUCUGAAAAUUGAGAUGAACUUAACAGGUUCUGAAGCCUCUAAUAUCAAGACCAAUUUUGAAAUUGAAUUUGUGAAGGCUGAAACUGAAAAGUUCACUGAAAUGAUAACCAUUGCUAUGAUACAGACCAUCAAUUUUCUAGAAACUCAACAGAAAAUGCUGUGCAAUUUGUUGGAGAAGAAAGAUAGGGAGAUAGAGGAAUAUCAGAUGGAAAAAGGACUCAUAUCUAGAAGUGAUCUUGUCACUGGAAAAUUUGAUCCCCAUUCUUUAAUUUCAUCCAGUCAGAAACUGAUUUUAAAUGUUUUUGGGAAUUCCAAAAGUUUUAUGGAUAGCAUUGAUAAUGAAUAUGGGGAGGCCCAAGAAAAUGUUUUCCAAGUUGAGGUUGAAUCUUGGAAUAAUGUGAAGAAGAAGAGGAAAUAUUAUGAUUCAAAAACAGCUUUGAAUAGCAAAUGCACCAAAAUUGUUUACAAGAACAACAAUUCAUAGCUCC